Molecule: messenger RNA, 3550 nt
Organism: Colias croceus (clouded yellow)
Lineage: Eukaryota; Metazoa; Arthropoda; Insecta; Lepidoptera; Pieridae
Exons: 6
Coding region: 135-3374 (1079 amino acids)
Biological process (GO): proteolysis
Molecular function (GO): serine-type endopeptidase activity
Source: RefSeq, a predicted model, not a curated record
UCGAAGUAUAAAGCGUUGUGGUGGUAGAUAAAGCAGUCAUUCGAACGCAAACUAAGCAACAGUGAAGGAGUGAAAACGAAGUAAAAAUUAAUAUAAGUGUAAUAAUAUAAAGUGAUACAAAAUAAUAAAAUACAAUGCGGUGGUUUAGUAUAUGUUGCGUCCUGCUAUUUGCUAUAGCUAGCACAUCAGCUGAUUGGUCAUGGAAUGACGAAAAGUCGGAUAAAGCUAUAGAAAAUGAGCCUAAAUCAUCAGAUUUGUUGGAAGGUGAAGAGAUGACUCAAGCAGAAGACAAAAAAUCGAAUAACGAUGGAUCCGUGCUCGACGAUAUUGUCGAUGAACUCGUAAAUAGCAAGCAAGGAAGAAGUUUGGGUGGUUUCGAUGACGUCUAUAGCGAUCCUACUAUAAAGGAAGCGUUAGAUGCAGGAGACGACAGCGAAGCAAGAAACUUAAUCAAAGGAAGACUUUGCACUCUGGGACUCAUACAAUGUGAAGAUGACGAUUCACAAGAGAAACGCACUUACUUAUCUCCAGAUCAACUGAUAUACGCCCAACCCGUAGAUAUUAAACCUAUUGGAAAACCAGUGGCUUCUAUUCCAAUUCGUGGACCCCCUAGAGCUUAUGGACCAGCAAAACCAAUGCCAUAUAGACCUUAUCCUCAGAAGGUUCCACCUAAGAGGCAAGGGUAUCCAGGAAACCGUCCCGGUUUUUCCGAAAAAUAUGGAACUGCCAGUAAUAGUUUCCAAUUUUCUCAAAACGGUGGCUCUUACGGUCAAGAUUUUAACUAUGUCACUAAACCUCCAAGCUAUGGAAAUGAAGGACCCUACUCGUUCGAAAAUCCUAAGCCAAUCUACAAUAAAAUACCCUCCACACAACAAUCAAAUACAAAGACUGAAGCUGUAGUUCAACAACAUGUUCAUCAUCACUACGUUCACGAUGACUCAAGCAAGGAUCCUAAAGUAAUUAUAAAACCAGUAGCUAUACCAGUAGGAUCAGUUGGUCACCUUGCGUCGCAGAUCCAUAAUCAAGAAUCAAGUGAUAUUAUAACAUCUUCAGGAGCUGAUUUCAGUGGAUUUAAUAAUGGUGGAUUUAAACCGAUGACUGGUGGUUUUGUUCAAAGUAAACCAGUAUACGAAAGCGAGACCAUUUAUGGUUCUCAGUUUGGGCAAAAUAACUUCAACAAAGGAAGCUCCAAUAUUGUGAGUCAAGGUCUCCCGAACCAGUAUACCGAAUCUGCAUUUGAUGAUCAAAAAUAUGGAAAUUCUUUAGGCUCAUAUGCUUCUCAAAACAACCAGUUUUAUAAGAAAGAACUUAACGUUGGUUCCAGUAAUAAUGUAUAUAACCAAGGUCCGGCAACAUUUGGUCAAAAUAAUCAAUAUCAAGAAAAUUAUCAUGCCGGUAAAGCUCAAGGCUUUGAAUGUGUCUGUGUAAAUUAUGAUCAAUGUCCUAGUCAAGAAAUUAUUGGUCGCAGAGAUGAUUUAUACUUACCUAUUGAUCCCCGUAACAAGGGCAGUGAAAUAUUAGCUGAAGAAUCAGACAACACCAAUUCAACAAGUGAAGUGUCGUCAACAACGACUAGCCAAAACGUUACUGAGGUCAAGAGUGUCACUAAACGCGAAGCCAAGUCUGAUAAAAAUGAAACACCAGCCAAAGAAAUAGAGCCGCGCCUCCUUGGACUCGCUGGCUAUGGCGGAAAUGGUGGUAAUAACAACAAACAAGUGCAGCCCACGUUUGGGGUCUCCUUUGGGUUGCCUCAGCCUUCUCACAGUUAUCCUGUCAAUCCUUUUAAUCCAAAUCCUUUACAAAACCCUUACGGACCUGCUCUAAAUUCAGGUGGCAUAAACCUUGGUUUACUCUCCGUUAAUCCAUUGUUAGCUGUACAAGUGACAAAGAACGAUUACGGGGAGAAAAUAGUAAAACCUUUUGUCAACUUGCACGUAACACCAAAUGAACAUGUCGUCAAUAAACUCGGACAUUUGUUUCAUGAAAAAAAAUUAUAUCUAUUAAACAAACAUGAACAUUAUCACCAUUACAAUAAUCCGCAUUAUAACCACAAUGUUCAUAAUCCCUACCCUCAACCACCAUAUCAGUUCCCACCGCACUACAACCCACAUUAUAGUCAGCCUCCUGUAUAUUCACCUCAUUAUUCUCACUAUCCUAAUCACUAUGGGAUAAAUUCUUAUAAUUCGUUAAGAACCCCUUCCUCUCAUGAUGAUUAUUACGAUGAUGAUAAUGUUAAUAAUUACGACAAUGACUACAAUGAAGGCGAUCAUUACGGCCAUGCACGGUCUGGUAAUGUAAGCCAAAACAUAGAUAAAAAUAAUUAUGCCAAUCGUUUUGCCUAUUCCCGAUCCCUAAAUAUUCCAAAUAACUCUCACGGGGCAAGCCGGGGAGAACAAGCAGUCCGAUUUCCUGAAAGUCGGAAAAGAAGAGACGUAAAGAUGGAAAAUGAUAAGCCUGAAUUUAUACAAGAGCGCCAAGGAUACUUCGGCCACAAUCAAAUUCAACAAUGUGGUCAAAAUCAAGUUUGCUGCCGCCGGCCUCUUCGUCCCCAAGCUUCAAAUCGUGGCCAAUGUGGAAUUCGACACUCCCAGGGAAUUAAUGGCAGAAUCAAAACACCCGCAUAUGUAGAUGGAGAUAGUGAAUUUGGAGAAUAUCCAUGGCAAGCGGCUAUCCUCAAAAAAGAUCCUAAAGAAUCAGUUUACGUUUGCGGUGGUACCUUGAUUGAUGGUCUUCACAUCAUGACUGCUGCUCAUUGCAUUAAAUCAUACAAAGGAUUCGAUCUACGAGUGCGCCUUGGUGAAUGGGACGUUAACCACGACGUAGAAUUCUAUCCUUAUAUCGAAAGGGACGUGAUUUCUGUUCACGUGCAUCCUCAAUACUACGCCGGUACUUUAGACAACGACUUAGCAAUCUUAAAAUUAGAUCACCCAGUUGAAUGGACUAAGUUCCCUCAUAUUAGCCCAGCAUGUCUGCCAGACAAAUACACAGACUUCUCAGGACAACGCUGCUGGACCACCGGAUGGGGUAAAGAUGCUUUUGGCUCAAAUGGAAAGUACCAGAACAUUCUUAAAGAGGUCGACGUGCCUGUCCUCCCUCACGGUCUGUGCCAACAGCAAUUAAGACAAACACGGUUAGGAUACAAUUAUGAGUUGAACCCCGGUUUUGUCUGCGCGGGAGGUGAAGAAGGCAAAGACGCUUGCAAAGGUGAUGGUGGUGGUCCCCUUGUCUGUGAACGAGGAGGCACAUGGCAGUUGGUGGGAGUAGUAUCUUGGGGUAUUGGUUGCGGCCAACCAGGUGUGCCAGGAGUAUACGUCAAAGUUGCACACUAUUUAGACUGGAUCUCACAGAUCACUGGAAAGUUUUCUCAUUAUUAGGUCAUAAUCGAAGUAAGACUUUUUGAUAUUUAAGUAUAUGAAUAUUUAAAAGAAGGUCGUUAUUUAUUUAAGAAUGUUAAUUUAUUAUUUUUCUUUGAACGGUAAUGUUCAGAGGUUUAAGUAAAUGCUUGUGCAGUUUAUUGUAAUACAUAUUUGAAUAAAAAAUUUUAAACAUA